AUGGUUCUCACCUUAGAUUUGCAAGAUUUCCUUCUCCGGGGUCGGGUGUUGAAGCUGUACAGACAAGCUCUCAGGAUUGCGAGGAGAGCUCCAAAUGGUUCUAGUGAUGAAUUGAGGCAGAUAAUUAGACAAGAGAUUGAGAAUAACAGGACUUGCAAUGACAGGCAAAGGAUUAGAUUUUUGAUCAGUGAUGGCUUAGAGAGAUUGAAACGUUUGGAUGAGACACUUGAUAUGCAAGAACUUGUGAUGCCCAGUCUUCAUAGUAGAAACUUUCAUGAAUUUACAAUGGCUUCAAGUCAUCCAUUAUCUUGGAAUACUUGGGAUUUUUCCAAAACUGAUGGGCAGCCAAGUGGCCCUAACCUUUCAAAGUCCCAUUUUCAACUGGCUCAAUCUCCUUUGCUUGGGAGCCAACCUUUCUAUGUUCUAUUUUCAACUUCUCAAUUUCCCUUGGUUGGGAGAUUCCCGAGCCCUGAUUUUCUGCAGGGAGUAAUUGUGGGAGAUGGUGUUGGGAUUGAUGGUAGGAAAUCGUGCGAGUGUUUGAGACUAGUAACCAGGUCGUCAAUUUUGCCUAACAAAAUUUCCAUGUUAUCUAAGAAGGUUGCUAAAAAUAAUCAUUAUGAUUUGGGCCUAAGCCCAAACCAUAGACCCAUCGUAUCUGGUCGGGUCGGGUCGGGUCACCAGGUUGAAUUGGGUUUCAGAUUGGCCCAGCCGACCAAUUCAGGUCGGGUCAGUGCGGGCUGUGGGAGAGUCAUUGAAGAUGAUUAG
This is a messenger RNA of Fraxinus pennsylvanica, 765 nucleotides long. The record is from the annotation of a GenBank genome assembly. NCBI's taxonomy places the organism in Eukaryota, Viridiplantae, Streptophyta, Magnoliopsida, Lamiales, Oleaceae.